CCUUCUCCGUAUUUAUCUAAAUCUCAUAAUUUUAAUCACUUAUUAAUUAAUUAAUUAAGUGCCACUUGGCUCUCUGUAUAUAUUUACGUCGCGUGACCUUUCACCACCUUCUAUAUUCCUCGUUUGUAUCGCCCCCUCUCUGUUGAAGAGAGAGAGAGAGUCCUCCCCCAACCACCAUUAACCCUCACCAAACCCCUUCCUUCUACGCCAGCUUCCCCUUCGAUCCCCAUGGCUACCAUCUCCAAGCUCUCCACUGCGACCCCUUCUUCUUCUUCUUCUUCUUUCCCGUCUUCGAUCAGGCCCAGGUCGGUUCAGCCCCAGUGCUUCGUUGAUCUGCACAAGGCUGCCGGUUUCACCUCCAAGGUUGCCGCUUCCCGGUUGUCCGUGCGCGGCGGCCGCCCGUCUAAUGUGUCCCUGGUUGUCAGGUGUUCGCAAAGUUCGGGGAAUGGAAGCGCAGCAAAGAGGACGGUUCUUCAUGAUCUGUACGAGCGCGAGGGGCAGAGCCCGUGGUAUGACAACCUCUGCCGUCCCGUGACCGACCUUCUUCCUCUGAUUGAAAGUGGAGUCAGAGGGGUCACUAGCAACCCUGCGAUCUUCCAGAAAGCGAUAUCGUCUUCAAAUGCUUACAACGAUCAAUUCAAGGAACUAGUUCAAUCGAGAAAGGACAUCGAGAGCGCGUACUGGGAGCUUGUGGUAAAGGACAUUCAAGAUGCUUGCAAGCUCUUUGAGCCGAUCUAUGAUCGGACAGACGGUGGCGAUGGCUAUGUUUCUGUGGAGGUCUCCCCAAGACUUGCUGAUGACACCGAAGGUACUGUUGAGGCUGCAAAGUGGCUCCAUAAAGUGGUUGAUUGCCCGAAUGUCUACAUUAAGAUUCCUGCCACUGCCCCAUGCAUCCCCUCGAUCAAGCAAGUAAUCGAAAAGGGAAUCAGUGUCAAUGUUACUCUCAUAUUCUCUUUGGCUCGAUAUGAGGCGGUUAUUGAUGCCUAUUUGGAUGGUCUUGAGGCUUCCGGUUUGGAUGAUCUCUCAAGAGUUACUAGCGUCGCUUCCUUCUUUGUGAGUCGUGUGGACACCCUCAUUGAUAAGCUGCUUGAGAAGAUCGGAACGCCCGAGGCUCUUGAUCUCCGAGGGAAGGCUGCGGUGGCUCAAGCUGCUCUAGCUUACCAGCUUUACCAGAAGAAGUUCUCUGGUCCGAGAUGGGAGGCUCUUGUGAAGAAGGGCGCUAAGAAGCAGAGACUGCUCUGGGCCUCGACCAGUGUGAAGAACCCAGCCUACUCCGACACCCUCUAUGUCGCUCCUCUUAUUGGACCCGAUACAGUCUCGACCAUGCCCGACCAAGCUCUCCAAGCCUUCGUCGACCAUGGAACCGUCUCGAGGACAAUCGACUCGAACGUCUCCGAGGCCGAAGGGAUCUACAGUGCACUCGAGAAGCUGGGCAUUGACUGGAACUACGUGGGGAACCAACUUGAGCUCGAGGGUGUGGAUGCAUUCAAGAAGAGCUUCGACAGCCUCCUCGACACCCUCCAGGAGAAGGCCAACUCACUCAAUCUGGUUAGCCUGUAAGAGCCAACUCCCCCAUGCAAGAGCUUUCAUUGUGGACCUGAAUAAGAAGAGAGCUCGUUACUAUGAUUGUGGAGUAAAGUUGGUAGAUGAUGAUGACCAUGGAAGAAGGGAGGCCAAUGUUGUAAUCGCAAGUUGGGUUUGGUGGUGGUUGGUCAGAUGUUUUCUCUUCUCCUAAAAGUCUACUGAUUUCCUAUGUAGCUCUGUUUGUUCGUUGCGCACUGUUCUUCGAAUGUCGAAAUGGAAAGAGUGAUAAUUUUAUGAUCGCAA
This is a messenger RNA of Punica granatum (pomegranate), 1827 nucleotides long. NCBI's taxonomy places the organism in Eukaryota, Viridiplantae, Streptophyta, Magnoliopsida, Myrtales, Lythraceae. The record is from RefSeq and is a predicted model, not a curated record.